Messenger RNA from Aphanomyces invadans, 363 nucleotides. RefSeq lists its product as hypothetical. Lineage: Eukaryota; Oomycota; Saprolegniomycetes; Saprolegniales; Verrucalvaceae. The coding region runs from base 1 to 363 and encodes 120 amino acids. The record is from RefSeq and is a predicted model, not a curated record. The transcript has 2 exons.
AUGCCUUCCUCUGUCGCUGCGUCGAUCGCGCCCACGGCGCGUCCAACAGCGGUGGAACCAGCUCCUGCGGCUGUGUCCCCUACGGAUACAGUCAAUGGAACGCUGAACGACUCGGGUCACCUGCCUGGAGCGCUCCAGCCGCUUGAGGUCGCCGGCACGUCCAGGGCUGCGCGGCGCGAGACCACUGGUGGGAACUUGGACCCGAUCGACCCCGUCGCUCGUGACGCCGGGGAAGACGACCCAGCUGAGGCUGUCCUGCUUGGCUCGCCGCCGACGCUGGUCGGCCACGCCGUCGACACCGGCUCGACGUGUGGUGGACCUCAGCGACCCGCUGCCUGGUGCACCGCCGACGGCGCCACGUAA